Messenger RNA from Musca vetustissima, 497 nucleotides. RefSeq names its product ras-interacting protein RIP3-like. Lineage: Eukaryota; Metazoa; Arthropoda; Insecta; Diptera; Muscidae. The transcript has a single exon. The annotation marks the transcript as partial. The record is from RefSeq and is a predicted model, not a curated record.
AUGUCCAAUUUAGAAAUAAAUAAAUCACCGGCACAAUUGCCGGCAACACCUCAAGUGCAGCAGCAACAGCAACAACAACAACAGCAGUUGCAACCGACGACCACGCCGACACAACAGCCGCCACAGCAAGAAAAUGCAAUUAUGGUUGCUGGUGGUCAACCACCAACAACAGCCACAAACGAACAAACAAUGACGGACAGCGGCAGCACAUCGUUAUCGACCACAGACAUAUUAACCCCAUCAUCGUCAACAUCAACAAAGCCAAUUGACACCGAACAAGAGGAGCUAGACUAUAGCCCCAUGGCCACCACUUCGGCUACAAUGGCUGAUGGGGAACAACAAUUAAAUGUGACCGGCAGCCAACCUCAACAUGAGCCGAUGAGUGUGGCAAUCGAAAAAGAAGAAUCACAACAGCAGCAUCAAACAUCAAAAGAACAACAGCCAUCGCCAUCAACAACGGCAGCAACAUCGACCAAACAUCAAUUUUUGCCUACAAG